CACAGACACCGCCUCAGCCUCCGCACGUGUGACAGGAGAAGCUGGGCAGAUCCGCCCCCGAGAUCCGCUCCAGCGCUGGGCCUGAUCUAGAUCACUCGCGCAAUGCACUUUCCCGGUAAAAUCGCUGUGCACAUGCGCGCUGGGAGCAGGGCUGUCUAGGGGCGGAGCAUCGUAUGACGUCACUGUGCCCGCUGACAGCGGGACACGGACUUUCCAGAAGCGGCAGAAAUUUCUGCGGGCGAAUUGGACAUGUAUUGAGCCGAUGUCUUACAUCCGCUUCUCUGUGCCUGCUUUCCCCCUCCCAUCCAGCUCCCAGCAGAAGAAGCGCCUCGAGGACAGAGAGCACCUCGGUGAGCGCCCCUCACCGCCGCCGCCUGGUCCCUGCAGCAGGAGCUUUAACCAGAGCUACUUUUAGGCCGGGUGAUUUGAAAUCGCUCGUGCGCUUGCGCGCCCCCGCAGGACUACAUUUCCCAGGAGCGAGGAGAGGACUCGGAUUCCGACGCAAGGCCCGGCUGCCUCUGGGCAGGCGCAGUCGGGGAGGUGUCUGUUUUCGGCCCGUCCCUCUGCCUCAGGAGAAUACUGGGGAGACAUGUUCCCCUCGAGGAAAUUAUUGACAUUCCAAGAUGUUGCUGUGGAAUUCACCCAGGAGGAAUGGAGUUAUUUGGAUCCUGGUCAGAAGGACAUGUACAGGGACGUGAUGCUGGAGAACUAUGAGAACUUUGUCUCUCUUGGAUUUCUAGUAACUAAACCAACUGUGAUUUCUCAGCUGGAGAGACAUGAAGACCCCUGGCUAUCAGGGGAAGAAGACCCCAGAUGGAUUUCUGAGGAUUCCCCUGUUGAAAAAAGAGAAUGUGAAACCAAGGAGCUAACUCCACAACAGUAUAUUACUAUCAGAGAGACAUCCAAAGAGGGACUCAUAAAGGAUGAUUUCUACAAAUCCAAAUUGGGAGAAGCUUGUAAUUAUGACACUGGAUUAGAAAGGCAGAUAAACAAAUUGGAAAGACAGUCCAUGAAGCUAGUAAUUAAGCAUAGGAAAACAUGUAGCAGAAUUUCCAUAGUGAACAAUUUUUGUAAGUUUAAUAAAUACAAGAAGCUUUUCAGUUACUACCCAAAACUGAAUCAUUACCAUAGAGUGUGUUCUGAAGAAGAACCUCAUGGAAUUAAUGAAUGUGGCAAAACCUUCCACAUCAAUUCAGGUGUUAGUAGUGUACGGGGAGGAAUUCAUGCUGGAGUGAAAGCUGGUAAAUUUGGUGAAUAUGGUAAUGCAUCUGGCUGCAAACCAUACCUUAGUGUUCAACAGAAAAAUCUUCAGGAAGAAAAGCCUAUUGAACGUUAUGAUAAUAGUAGCAAAACUUUUAGGAAGUGGGGAUAUCUUUCUCCACAUAAUAGACUUCCUUCUGAAGAGAAACCCUAUAAAUGUAAUGAAUGUGGAAAAGCUUAUAAGGACAAAGACUCCUUUAAUAAACAUGAGCGAAUUCAUACUGGAGAGAAACCUUAUAAAUGUAAUGAAUGUGGAGAAGCCUUCAGGUUGAAAAGAAGCCUUGUUGUACAUGGAACAACUCAUAGUGGGGAGAACCCCUAUAAAUGUAAUAAAUGUGGGAAAGCCUUCACUCGGAUCGAUAGUCUUAAGAGGCACGAGAAAAUUCAUACUGGAGAGAAACCAUUUGUAUGUAAACAAUGUGGAAAAGCCUUCAUGUUUAAGGGAAUCCUUGACAUACAUGAGGUAAUUCAUUCUGAACAGAUGCCUUAUAAAUGUAAUGAAUGCGGGAAAGCCUUCAAACUUAAGGGAACCCUGAAUAUACAUAAGAGAAUUCAUACUGGAGAGAAACCGUAUAAAUGUAAUGAAUGUGGAAAAGCCUUCACUCAGAAGUAUCACCUUAAUAUUCAUAAAAGUAUUCAUACUGGAGAGAAACCCUAUAAAUGUAAUGAAUGUGGAAAAGCUUUCACUCAGACGUAUCACCUUAAUAUGCAUAAGAAAAUUCAUACUGGAGAGAAACCAUAUAUUUGUAAAGAAUGUGGGAAAGCCUUCAUGUUUAAGGGAAGGCUUGAUAUACAUGAGGUAAUUCAUACUGGACAGAAACCCUAUAAAUGUAAUGAAUGUGGGAAAGUCUUCCGCCAAAAGGGAGGCCUUAAUUCACACAAAAGAAUUCAUACUGGGGAGAAACCCUUUAAAUGUAACGAAUGUGGAAAAGCCUACCACCAGAAGGCAGGCCUUGAUUCACAUAAGAGAAUUCAUACUGGAGAGAAACCCUUUAAAUGUAAUGAAUGCGGGAAAGCCUACCAGCAGAAGGCAGGUCUUAAUUCACAUAAGAGAAUUCAUACUGGAGAGAAACCCUUUAAAUGUAAUGAAUGCGGAAAAGCCUAUAGGCAGAAGGUAGGCCUUAAUUCACAUAUGAGAAUUCAUACUGGAGAGAAACCAUUUAAAUGUAAUCAAUGUGGAAAAGCCUUCAGGGAGAAAGGCAGUCUUAAUUCACAUAGGAAAAGUCAUAACUCAUAUGAAACUAUGUAAUGAAUGUGGAAAAACCUUCAAAGUUAAGGAACAUCUUAAUAGACAUAAGAAAACUCAUACUGAUGUGAAACUCUAUAUAUGUGAUGAAUGUAGAAAAGUCUUCAAAUGUAAGGAAUACCUUAAUUCACAUAAGAGAUUUCAUAUUGGAGAGAAACCUUAAAAAUGCAAGGAAGUUGGAAAACUGUUUAAGUGUAUAGAAACUUUAAAAAAUAAAGAAAUUCCUUCUGGAGGGAAGUCCUUUGAAUGUACUGAUGUUGAAGGAGACUAUGGCUGAAAUCCAAACUUUGCAAAAUAAAAAAUGAGAAAUUGAGAAAACUUUCUUGUACAGUUCAAACCUUAACUUAUAUCAAAUAAUAUAUCCUGGUGAGAAAUGAAAGGGUAAAGAAUGUGAGAAAGCAUUCAAAUAGCAGGCACACUUUAUUUUACAUGAAAAUAUCUUCACUGGCUCAAGCUGAUAUAAUACCUUAGACAGUCAUACUGAUUGAGCAAUUGGAUUUGGGCCAACACUCUUAUAUAAGCAGUGGACAUGGAGGAGAUGGGGGACAAGAUCCAGGGAGGAGUAGUUUGAGAUAUUGACACUUCUGUGCAAAAGUUAUAUCAAGAUAACUAGAUAAUCUCAGAGGUUGAACACAGUACAGAUUAGAAAGUAAGUAAACUCCAGUUUCACUUGAUUCUAUUGUAAUAAGACAAGUUCUACUUGUUUCAUUAUCCAGAUAAUGGGGAACAGAUGAACUUGUUUAAAGACCAGAUCAUAAAUACUAGCCCUUAUUAUUAUCUCAGUUUUUCUAAUUAAAUUAAAGGUAAUUUUUAAUCUUCUCCCCCAUCACUGUUAUAUUUUAUUUUUUUCCAAUUAAAUAUUGUAAAGGGCUGAAACUCUUGAGUUAAUGCACUGAGAUUG
This is a messenger RNA of Sarcophilus harrisii (Tasmanian devil), 3407 nucleotides long. RefSeq names its product zinc finger protein 260-like. Gene Ontology annotation, molecular function: DNA-binding transcription factor activity; RNA polymerase II cis-regulatory region sequence-specific DNA binding. The coding region runs from base 590 to 2509 and encodes 639 amino acids. The transcript is spliced from 4 exons. Gene Ontology annotation, biological process: regulation of transcription by RNA polymerase II. Lineage: Eukaryota; Metazoa; Chordata; Mammalia; Dasyuromorphia; Dasyuridae. The record is from RefSeq and is a predicted model, not a curated record.